This is a messenger RNA of Pedinophyceae sp. YPF-701, 627 nucleotides long. NCBI's taxonomy places the organism in Eukaryota, Viridiplantae, Chlorophyta, Pedinophyceae. The record is from the annotation of a GenBank genome assembly.
AUGUUCGCUGCGGCGCGGCGGGUGGCCGGCCUGGGCCGUGCGGGCACCUUGGCGCAUGGUCAGAAGCGCAACUACGCGAAGUCCGACUUCAUGAACAUGACGAACGAGAACUGGGCCUACCUCGAGGGCUGGGAACAGGAGCGUGAAAAGAUCUUCCAGCAGUACCAGCCCGGCGACUGGCGCAACUACGCCGCCUUCGCCGGCGCCUUCAUCAUCUUCCCAGGCAUCAUGUACGCCAUGAUCAUCAAGGAGCGGACCUACCUCGACGACCAGUUCGGCCAGCUGCACACCUCCAGCGGCUACAUAGGCCAAACUCCCCGCAGCGUCGCCGACCGCCCCGUUCCUGAGGUCGGCCACAUCUUCGAUCGGCUGUACAACGGGCAUGGCGUCAUGAACGUCGCGGGGCGCGGGUUCCGGCAGUACAACCCGUUCGACAUGCCGCACGCGAAGCUCGGGUUCGGCGUCACGGGCUCGACGAUGUGGUGGGACCAGAACACGAGCAACACCGGGAGCGGCCCGUCCUACUACCAGUCGUCGGGGAGCUUCCUCGGCCCGCGCUGGAAGCUCGGGCGGUGGAGGAAGUGGGACGCGGGCGACCCGUGGUCCUGGAACAGCGACGAAUACUAA